Messenger RNA from Diceros bicornis minor, 1429 nucleotides. It is a transcript of the gene MED30, whose product is annotated as mediator complex subunit 30. Gene Ontology annotation, molecular function: transcription coregulator activity. The coding region runs from base 132 to 587 and encodes 151 amino acids. NCBI's taxonomy places the organism in Eukaryota, Metazoa, Chordata, Mammalia, Perissodactyla, Rhinocerotidae. Gene Ontology annotation, biological process: positive regulation of DNA-templated transcription. The record is from RefSeq and is a predicted model, not a curated record. Gene Ontology annotation, cellular component: mediator complex. The transcript is spliced from 4 exons.
GGCCGCUGUUUUGAAAUCGGGGUGCCGGAGUCUUACAAGCCCGUCCACGCUGAGGCCCGCAGCUGCCCACGCCGGGCUGACCCACUGACGCUUCCUCCCUGGCCCUGCCGGCCAGAGGCCGCAGCCGCGGCAUGUCCACCCCUCCGUUGGCGGCGUCGGGCAUGGCGCCCGGCCCCUUCGCCGGGCCGCAGGCUCAGCAGGCCGCCCGGGAGGUCAACACAGCCUCGCUCUGCCGGAUCGGGCAGGAGACGGUCCAGGACAUCGUGUACCGCACCAUGGAGAUCUUCCAGCUCCUGAGGAACAUGCAGCUGCCAAAUGGUGUCACUUACCAUACUGGAACAUAUCAAGAUCGGUUAGCAAAGCUACAGGAUCAUCUUCGCCAGCUUUCUAUUCUCUUCAGGAAGCUGAGAUUGGUCUACGACAAAUGCAAUGAAAACUGCGGAGGAAUGGAUCCCAUUCCAGUAGAGCAACUUAUUCCGUAUGUGGAAGAAGAUGGCUCAAAGAAUGAUGAUCGGGCUGGCCCACCUCGUUUUGCUAGUGAAGAGAGGCGAGAAAUUGCUGAAGUAAAUAAAACAUUUGCCACAUAGGAUUUGAAGAAAGGAUGCCUAAAAAGUUUAUGAACCGUGGCCUAGUAGAAACUCAGAUAUAGAGAUACAGAGACACAUGCCGUCUGCAUUCAGAGCAUCCAGCACAUCUUAGUUGUGAAGAAGAUCACACUGGGGACUGUGUCAUUUUGUCUUCAGUUUUCAGAAUUAGAAUUUGGUUGGACUUCAUGCUGGGGGCAAAAAGCGACAUCUGCCACAUUUUUGAAAGGCCAGUUGCAUCGGGCAAUGUAUUUUUAUUAUAGUUUGUUUUCUGUACUGACAGUUCAUGUUCUUUGCCUACCAAUAACCAUUGUAGAAUGCUUACUUAUAUGCAGGCACAGUUCCAACACUUUACAGAAUCAAAUCAUUUACUCCUUGUAAUAACCCUUAGGAGGUAGAUUCAAUUAUCCCCAUUUUUCUGAUGUGGAAACUGAGGCGUAGAGAGGUGAAGUAAUUUGGCCAGCAGCCUAUAUUUAGUUAGUGAAAGAGCUGAGUAUAAACCCAGAGAGCCUGGCUCAGGAGGUUGUGCUCUUGGCCAUUAUGUUAUGCUGCCUCUUGGAAAACCUAUAUACUUAGGUUUUAUAACAACGGACAGUUUGACUUAUUUUCUUUGAUGGGGAAAGUGGAGGAGUACAGGCAGGCAGGGCUGGAGCCACAGGCUUCUGUGGGCUGAAUUAGAAGUCAGUAUGCCUUUCAGUGAAUAUUUGUGGCCAGAAAAAGAUUGAGACCUUCUGCCUUAAGGAAAUAUUUAGCUUAAUUUCUGUCUGGACCAUUAGAGUCCUAACUUAUGACAUUUUAAUCUUCUAACUUCAUGGUCUAUAUUUCAUGAAACAUUUUUGAUAAAU